Molecule: messenger RNA, 2018 nt
Organism: Heterotrigona itama
Lineage: Eukaryota; Metazoa; Arthropoda; Insecta; Hymenoptera; Apidae
Source: the annotation of a GenBank genome assembly
UCGUGAUAAAAGCGACACGCCUCGCGUUAUUUUAUUCGCUGAUGUACUUGAUAAGCUACAAUGUGGGAAAUGCAGUUAACUACAAUUUUCAGUAUUUCAGCAUUUAGACAAAGAAGCUCGACUUGAAUUUAUUAUUAAAUUUACACGUUUAACUUGUACAACGUGACGGAAAAAUAUAAUAUUAAUAAAAAUAAUUUAAUAGUACAAUUGAACGAAAUAAAAAAAAAAAAGAAAUCAAUAUACAAAUGUUGUUGUACAGAAUCGAAUUGAAUUGAAUAGUUGAAUUUUAUAGAAUUUACACAUGUAUUUAACAGAAAUGUAAAUUUCUCGUUCGGCCGAAUGCACUGAAAACAAUUUCCAGCAACGAGCUGCUCCGAUAUUAUCUAAAUUUGGUGAAAUGUCCGGCAAUCGCGGCUAUUCAAGUGGUAAUAAGUACCUACCAGGGCCAGCCUGUAUAUCGUCGGCUGUUCCAUUUCACAUACAGAUACGAAACGGGCUCGAUCAUUUUCGUGGUGCAUCAGAGUUCAUUGUUCUCUUCGCAGCACCCGUACCGGGUGGAUGCAACAUGGAGUUUAAUACCGAAAUCGCGCCGUACGCGAGGGUACAGGCAAGCGACACGAUGAUCAUCGUCGACGUACAACCUGCCUCGGUACCGUUCAACAACGUUCGACCCAGUUGCGAAAAGAACGUGGUGGCGGUCGAGAUCUAUCACAUGUUCCUGACUGGCUGGGACUUCAGUGUCGAUAGUUAUUUCGCGGCUAUCGUAAGCAUGCUGACUGUCACGGAUAUCAAGGAGAACGGAGUGAAGGUAAUGAGUCCCACUGUUUCCUCGCCGAUGAGGCGAGUGUUCAGCGCGUACACCGGCGUUGGCUCGGUUUAUGUCGCAGUGGCCACUUACGGGAACUAUUCCGCGGCCUAUGUGCCAGCCUUCUCAUACGCCUGUCAUCCCAUAAUUGAUCCUGACUCUUGCAAAAUUUUACCCGAUUUUUUGUCGAACUUCAUCUGUGUACUCUGUUUCUUCGUGGGACUAUCAUCGUUGUGCCUGUGUCACCAUCAAAUUAAGCUCGACAUGGUAAUACCGAUAUUCUUCACCGGAACUGUGAUCGGUUACGCUACACUAGGAACCAUUGAACCUGCUCUAGGAAUAGGCCUGGCUUUCAUAGCAGUGUGGCUAGCGUCCAAAUGUAUCCCGAUUCUCGACAAGAUGAUAUUAAAUCUGACGCUAGGCUGGUUUUUCGGAUGCGUCGCUUACUUCAACUCCCCAGAUUUGUUUACAAUACUGCAAAACGACGGGUUUUUUUGGACUUUCUUCGUAACUUUGAGUCUUGGUAUAGCUUUGGUCAUGAUACUGUUAUUUGACGUUGCCUCUGUUAUUACGUGUGCAAUAUUCUCGUCCUUCAUGAUGAUCCUGCCGCUUGACUAUUGGAUUGGUUCUACUCUGAAAUAUAUUAUAAUAAACUUUAUAAGGAGGAUUGCCGUUGAGGGAUUUAACUUAGCCAUUAUCCAACAUCCAACUCAGACCAAGGAUAUAUGUCUUAUCGUGCUGUGGACGUGUUUGGCGCUGUAUCGUUUCUCGAAACAAUGGUGCUUAAGAUGUAGUAGUGUAUCCACUCCGGAAACUACUCCAUUACUUUCACAUUUUUAAAACAUUUUAUGUCACGUUUAAUUUUACGUUAAGACUGAUAAACUUUUCAUUGUUUCAUUUUCGUGAUUUAUAUUUACGUUGUAGUUAUUAUACUGAAGACAAUAUUACGAUUUAUGUAUGAAAUGUAAUUACUGUAACUAAAACAACCAAAUAUUAGUUCUUAAUAAUAAGUGUGUGUAAUAUAUGUCCUGUUUAUUUUAUAAAAAAAAUGAAUUUGAAUUUCUCAUAAAUGUAUAAACGUAACUUGAAGAACGUCCAGGCAAAAUGGACAUUUUCCGUUUCCUCCAUCUGUAAAAUAAAUUCUCAUUAUUAUUCAUAAUAAAUAAACUUGUUGUUACCAACACAUGGCUGGAAGGAUGAUAUUCAAAUAAAU